Messenger RNA from Patella vulgata (common limpet), 8702 nucleotides. Its product is annotated as protein eva-1. Gene Ontology annotation, molecular function: carbohydrate binding. NCBI's taxonomy places the organism in Eukaryota, Metazoa, Mollusca, Gastropoda, Patellidae. The record is from RefSeq and is a predicted model, not a curated record. Bases 783 to 1997 code for a protein of 404 amino acids. The transcript has 8 exons.
UUCAAGUGACUGCCAGUCUGACAUUGGACAUAAAGCCAGAUUCCGAGACAAUAAACUUUUCCUGAGAAAAUUGGACUGGGCGAUCAAUAUCAGUGUGUUGGUUUCCAUGUGUGAUGUGUAGUAGGUCUAUAGAACGUAAACCAGCCUCUAGCAUUAUAUGACUGAUCUUGGAAACAAUGGAUGACGCUACACACUAGCAACGAGUCAUGUUACAGAUGCAUAUAGAAAUCAUUGUUCGUACGACUUCAGGUGGCUUGUAGAAGAAUGUGGAUGGUUUAUCAUGUGUUUAAGAUGAAAUGACUGUUGUAAGGAUGGCCUAAAGUCAUUAAGUUUGUCUUAACAGGGAGUUUAACUGUCCCUCCAUCUUGUUUCACAGUAAAUCGUUUUCUUGGCCUGGAGCAUGCACACAUCAAACCUGAGUGAAAGUACUUAGAUUAUCAAGGAUGGCAACUUGUUGAGUUCACUAGCAACAGAGAUUUAACACAGUUAUCUCUAGGAUAUACUUUGGAAAGAAAAGGGUGUAUAUGGUGUAUCAAAUUUUGUGACAAAUAUGUAAAGUAUGACUAAAUAUCGUGGGAGUUUCAGUGAUGUGAAAAUAAGUUCUUGAUAGGAUUAUACAUUUUCGUCCAUGAAUAAGCUUUUCCAGAUUGUCAGGAAUCAAAUAUGCGUCAUGUGAUACAUGUGUAAACUUAUAAAGUGAUUGAAAGUGUGCGGUUGAAUAUUUAAGUAUAGAAUAGAUUAAUAGAUUACUAGUUGAGAAGUUGACUACUAACCAGAUUAUUAUGUGGAAAGUGUGCUUUAUAACUUGUGUUUUGCUGGGAUUACAUACAACCCCAGGUAAUCAAGCACAGGUUUUGCUUGAUAAAUGUGAAAAACUACAUAAAUGUCAAUUAACGGCAGGAACAGAAACAUUUCAGCAAGAUCCUUGUCCAGAAACCUCCAAAUACCUCGAAGUUCAUUACCAAUGUAGGCCAAAUGAAUUUACAAGUGAAUCAGUAUGUGAAGAUGAGGUGAUGAAUUUAUGGUGCAAAAGGUCAACAAGGAUAGCUAUCUAUUCAGCCAUGUUUGGUCGAACACCAAAUGAUACAAGUCUGUGUGAAUCGAAUACACAAGGAUACAUUAAUUGUAAAGCUGAGAAAGUUGUUCAAGAAGUUACCAGCUUAUGUCAUGGACGUAAACAGUGUUCUAUAGAGGCAGCAGAAAAUAAAUUUGGAAAUCCUUGUUCUCCAGGAAUCAAAAAAUAUCUUAAUGUUACUUAUUUAUGUGUUCCAAAGAACCUUUUAAAGAAAUUACGCAGGCGGCACAAGAAGAAAAAGAAAAAUAAAAAGGAUAAAAUAACUACUACAGCAAGUUCACCAGAUAAAAUAUUUACAAAACCCAUUCCAAAACCGUCCAUUACUACCACUCCUUAUAUAUACCAAAAACCAGCAGAACCGACGGCGGAGUUGGUACCAGCAGGUAACACUACUACAUAUGCAGCAAAACCUGAUAAUAAUAGACCAAAUCCUACCCAUCAUAUAACAUAUACUAAAGACAGUAAUAAUAAUAAUAAUAAAAAAGAUCAACAAGAAGUUGGAGGUGAAACUGUACCAACCAUCAUCUGUAUGAACGAAACCGCAAACGUGGCGGUAGGAAAUCAACGAGAUGCCCCUGUGGGCUUUUUACAAGAUCUAUUUAAUGCCUGGUAUUUCUUGAAAGGAAAUCAAGAGAAGGCUAUAUUAUAUUUUGUGAUAGGUGUCAGUUUUGGUAUUAUAGUUUUACUAACAGUUAUGUUAAUCAAAAUAGGAGCAGACUAUAAACGAAAUAUGCGUGCAAAGUUAGAUGUGACUGAACCAACACAUAGUCAUAAUAUGGGACAUAAUCAUAACUCUUUAGAAACACCCAUGUUAGAUGGUUCCGAUUCUUUAGAUAGAAUUGAGGUUGUGAGAUUUAGUCCGCGAGGAACACUGCGUAAUAACGACCCCGGAAAUCGUAGUUUGAGUAAUUAUUAUGGUUGAAAUUAAAGAUGUUUGUUUAUUUGUUUGUUGUGUCAAACAUUUUGUGUACCUCAAAAAGGACAACAAAAAAAAAACCCACACUAAACAAAAAAGUGCCAUUUAUCUACAACAUCAAAUAAGAGGAAAAAUUCUAAUGAAAUUGUGUUCCAGUUACUUUCAGAACAUCAAAUAAAAAAAUCAUGUUUUGGAAAUUUCUAAUGGAUACAUAAAGGAUUACGAGAAUGAAUUUCUAAGUGGUAAUGUGAAUUCAAGAUGGAUGAUUCAAAUAAUGAUUACAAAUUGUUCAAUAUACAUGUACUUACUCCAUACCAUACAUGUAGCUCAGAAUUUUAUAAUGUCAGAUAUUGUUUUCAUUGUUUUAUCUCAGGAAGUUUUAUGUUAUGGAAUAAUAUUUAUAUAUAAUGUAAACAUAUAUAAAUUAAAUUUAUAAUUUUGAUAUUUGUAAUACAUCAUAAAUUCAUCAUAGAUAGUGACGGCUUAUUUCUCAAUAACUUAAAAUAUCCAUGAUUAGUUCCUAGUCAAUACUAGAAAUCAAAUGUCAGAUCAUCAGACAAUUAGGCCAGAAGCAUAAGAAUUUAACCGUGAAUAAUGGCGCUGGUGAGCAUGAUUGUUCUGCAGGCAUGGAAAUAAUGAUUUUUUUUGUAUCUGACCAAAUGUCAGGCACUGUUGAAAUUUUUGUCAGACAUAUAUUAAAAACAUUUAUAAAAACACAGAAAAAAGACAAAUCAGACAGACAAAAUGACAGGCACUAGAUGAUUGGUACCUGUUAAAGCCUGCCUGUAUAUAGUAUAGACAUUGUCAGUCAGUGAUAGGUGUCUUAUUUCCACGCUUGUUGUUCUGUUGGUUUUGGCUGUGGAGUAAAAGUGGGUACAGAUUGUUAUAUUAAGGUUAUUUCUUUCAAUAAUGGAUUCUAACUUACUCAAAUGUUAUCGAGAAAUAAGAAUAGUUUGUAUAAAUAUAUGAUAAUUUAUAACUAUUGAAAAGUGCUGAAUAAGUUCAUUAUCUUAUUACAUAUAAUAAUCAUUGUGUUCAUUUUAUUAUUCACCUUUUUUGGUUUAUUAAUUAUGUAAAAUCAUUGUACAUAGAUAUUUAUUUGCUAUUAAAAAUGUUCUGUUAUAUUUGUUAAUAAUUAAAUAUUCUGUUUUGCUGCUAACCACAGUUGUUAAAUUCAUGAAAGUAAAAGCUCUUUUAAUUUCCCUUUUUUAAAACAUUAAAUUAUUGCUUCUGUGUGAGGGCUCUGGCUUCAGUCAUAUUUGCCUGUGAGUCUUUAUAAGCUGGAUAACUUAACUGUCAAGUCAAUUUACAUGCCAUGAAAUUUAAAUUUUUAAAAAUAUAGUCUUUAAAACACAAUAAAACAUUUAAAUUUAUAUUUUUAAGUGGAAAAAUACUUAAAAAUAAAUGAAAAAAAUUGAAAAAAAGUAUCUUGCUAAUUUGAGGAAACAAAACACUGAUCACAUAUCAGAGUUGACUGGCUAUCAAUAUUUUGGAGUGAAAUCCAUGUUCUUUAUACUCCAAAUUUAGGAGAAUUAUUUAAUUUAACCAUUGAGAAUUUUCUUACUGUUGAGCUAUGGAUCAAGUCGUUUUCUUACUGUUUUAUAUGAUUUGUAUGUGUACUCAUGUUUAUACAUCAUUGUUUUUGUCCUGUAAAUAAUUAAAUAUUUAUUUGAUAUUGUUUUGUUUUAUAAAAACAACCAAAAAUAUCAUUAUUCAAUCUAUGGUAUGAUUUCUUUUUAUACGCCCACAUUUUAAUGUGAAUCCAAAUAUAUAAAGAGAGAGGAAUCCAAAACCAUUUGAAUAACAUAAACUUAGAUGGGAUCUAAGUCAUAAUAAACUUGAUACAGUGACACCAGUAGUAGGAGUGGUUAAGUCAUGGGUAUCACAAAACCAUCUUUUAUAGUAUCUAACGUUUUGUAAGUCUAAAAACCUACUUCUUCAGAGAAUACAAGCUACACAAAUGAUACAGUUGCAGUACAAGGUUAGUCAUGGUAACAAGUGAUGUCAUAAUGUUAAUAUGCUAUGACGUCAUAUUAACAUUAUGACAUUUUAAUGUGGACGUAUUAUGCCAUUGCCCCUGUCCCUGCCAUCCACAAUUUGUUUGUGGACAUUCUACAGGUCACAUUUUUUUAUCCAAUUUUGACAAAACUUGAAAUAUAGGUCUAUCUAACAAAGAUCUUGGUUCCGUUCGAUAUUGUCAUGUAUCGGAUCAUAAAUUCAUGGAUUAUGGACCCUGAUUGUACGAAAAAUCACAUUUUUAGCUUGUGGACACUCUAGAGGUUACAAUUUUCGUCUGAUUUUGAUGAUAUAACCCAAAGAUCUUGAUUCCUGUGCAUAUCAGAUUCUAACUUCCUGAAUUAUGGCCCCUGAUUGUACGAAAAAUCACGUCUUUAGCUUGUGGUCCCACUGCGGUCACAAUUUUUAUCCGAUUUAAAGAACCGUUGGAAUAUAUCACUGUUACACCAUAAUGUCAGUUAAGUUCGAAUUUCGUGAAAAUCAGACCGAAUGGUCACUCCUUGUACACAAAUAGUGUAAAAGUAUGUAAUACCAAGGUUGUGGACCCUCUAGAAGUCACAAUUGUUAUCAAAUUUUCAUGGAACUUGAAAUGCAUUCUUAUAACCCAAAGAUCUUGGUUCCGGUCGAUAUUUGUGCAUAUCAGACUGUAAUUUCCUGGAUUAUGGCUCUUGAUUUUACGAAAAAUCGUAUAUUUUUGCUAGUGGAUUCUCUAGAGGUCUCAAUUUUUAUCCCAUUUUAAAAACUGUUUAAAUAUAUCACAAUUCCACCAUAAUGAUUGUACGAAAAAUCUCUUUUGUUUUUAGCUUGUUCUCUAUCCAUCUCUUGCAAAAUGUGGACGUGUUUAAAUCAAGUUAUUAAAUGGCAAUCCUAUGCUCUAGAGAGUUGAUUAUGGGCUUCUUGGCUGAAUAAAUGUCUAAUUAAUAAUCUAUGUAACAUUUGAGGCCCCUGCAAUACAGUAUAUAGAUUUAGCUCUUACUUAAGACAUCUUUCAGAAUAAAGAUUUUAAGAUAGAUGGUCAUAUAAGAAUGAAAAUGGCAUGUAGUAUAUAGGGCAAUAAGAAUAGUAUUAACAGGAGUAUAAUGUAUUGAUAAUAGUCAUAUAGAAGUAUAUAUGACACAAUGACAUUUUAAGAAAAUGUAGUUAGUAUAUAGUACUGUUGUGAGAAUGAAUAUAAAUAGUUCUCUUCAAGAACUGUUGUUCUCUAAUCCUUGAAAGCCAGAUGAGGUCAGUUUCCUGGUUGUCUUGACAAUAUACUAAGUUGAUUUACCAGAAACAAAGUUCAAGGUAGGGAAAUUAUGAUCUGACUAGGGUCAUGAGGAACUUAAAAUUAUACAUGGACAUGAUAAAGCAUGAAAUUAUUGAGUGAAUAGGAUUUGUUCUAAAAUCUGUGAAUGAAGAAAGGCCCUCAUACUUAAUGAACUUUGACAUAUGUUGAAAUGCAUUGUUUGAAAUAAUUUCAAAAAGUAAGACAUAAAAAGCUUUAGAUGAGAAGCUGUAGUACAUCGAGAAAAGAUGCAUAAUAUAUCUCUAUAUGACUGAUUACUCAUUUGAUCUAGCAUUUUAGUACAUGACCAUUUUAUUUUUGUACCCUGCCUUUCAAAGAAAGCAGGGGAAUAUUAAAAUGGUUCUGUCCGUCUGUCCGUCACACAAUAACUCUCCUUCUGAUUGAGCUAGAAUGUUCAAACUUGGUGUAGGUAUAUAUUAUGAUAAUAUCUUGAUGGAGUUCGAAGAUAAGCAUUUUCUGCUUAGGGUAAGCAGAGAUCAACAAUUUGAUUGGUUGAUGCUGUGGGACACGAUAACUUUAGUUCUAAUUAAGUGAGAGUAAUGAAACUUGGUGUAUAAUUUCAUUAUAUCAAUACCUUGUCUGAGUUCAAUAAUGAACAUUUUCUGCUCAGGGUAAGCAGAGUGAUAAGCAAUUUGAUUGGUCGAGACUUUGGAAGACACUAACUCUCCUUUUAAUUGAGGUAGAAUGUUCAAACUUGGUAUAGGCAUUCAUUAGGUGAAUGCCUUGAUGGAGUUCAAGGAUGAGCAUUUUCUGCUUAGGGUAACUUAAGUUCUAAUAAAGUGAGAGUGAUGAAACAUGGUGUAUAGUUUCAUUACAUCAAUACCUUGACUAAGUUGAAUAAUGAGCAUUCUCUGCUCAGGGUAAGCAGAUCGAUAAGCAAUUUAAAUAGUCGAGACUUUAGAACACAAUAACUCGCCUUCUGAUUGAGGUAGAAUGUUUAAACUUGAUGUAGAUGUUUAUUUUGUGCAUGUCUUGACUGAGUUCAAUGAUUAAAAUUUCCCAUUAAAGAUAAGCACAGCUAAGCAAUUUCAUAAAUUUGAUUCUAACCGAUGGAGUUUUAUGAAACUUAGUGUACAGUUUCACUACCAGGUACUUGAAAACCUGACUGAGUUUGAUGUUAUCAUUUUAGGCUUAGAUUAGGCAUAGAUAAUCAGUUUAAUUGCUUAAUAGUUUUGAAAAAGAUAAAUGUGAAAUUAAUCAAUAUCUGUCAUCUAUUUAUUUUGGGAAUUCGGUGGGGGACAUCAGCCUCACUGUUGGCGUUGGCUUGUUAUACAUUUAUAUUAGAACCAUAUACAGUUUGACCACAUACUGCAUGCUCUAUAUCAGCACAUGAAUGGAAUAGGCCAUUGUGUUGCUGAUAUUUGUAAUUAUUACUAGACAGAAUUUAAAAAAAAUAAUUGAAUCUUGUUAUUUGAUUUGUUUUUAUUCGCUCUAGAUUUAUGUAGAAAACUUUCUUUGGAUUCAAUCCUCUGCCAAUUAUGAAGCAUGUGGUCAUACUAUAUAUAAAGUUCAUGAUAUUUAAGAUUAUAAUAUGAAAGGUUGUUUUUGUCUUGUAAAACGAUUCAUACAUAAUAAAAUGUAUAGUGGGUUAUAAAAGUAACUCAUUCCAUAUAAGCUUUUAAUAGAAUUUUUGAAAACAAAAUUUAUAUCCUUGAUAUAACAUAUAAAUUAUUUUUUAACUGAUUUGUGUUUAUCAAUUUUGAAUAAAGCAUAAUAAUUUGGAAACCUAUUGUAAUAUAAAAUUAUUUGUGUAAAGAAGCAGUCACAGAUUUUAAAGGGUAUUCAUUGAUAAAUCUGAAAGUUUCAAAUCCCAAAACUGAACAUUUGAUAAUCACGCCACUUAUGCAGCAUGGAAUUUCUCGACUUAUUGCAAACUCCAUAUGAAAACUGAAAGUUUGUAUUUCUUAGAAAAUGUAUCACAGAGCUUCAGACUAGGAUAAAUGUAUAAAAAAAAUUGCAAUAGAAAAAAACAUUGAAUUUUUACUCUGCUUCUUAAUAUGUUACAUAAUUUUAACAAUACCUGAUCAUAAACAACCUUUAAAGGUCACCAGAUAGGCCUCAUAAUUUUUUUAAAUAAUACAAGGAAUUAUGUCAACAUAUCCUUUCCAUAAGUAUAACACGAUCCUGAAUGUCAGUGUUACCUGCCACAGGUAAAUUUCUACAGGUAGAUUUCUGCCGUUCUCCAUGAGUAGUCGUAACUUUCUGCCAAUAAACAAUCUGUGAUGUCAUUUAGUCCUUCUGCUCAUAUUCUAGUCUUUUUUAAUUCUAUAAGCAGAAGGACUAAAGUGACGUCAUGGCUUGUGUAUUGGCGAAAAGUUACGACUACUCACAGAGAAUGGUGGAAAUCGACCUGUGGAAAUUUACCUGUGGCAGGUAACAUUGACAUUCGGGAUCAUGUAAUACUUAUGGAAAGGAUAUGUUGACAUAAUUACUUGCAUUAUUUAAAAAAAUUAUGAAGCUUUUCCAGUGACCUUUAAAUGCUUUAUUUUAUUUAUAUGCUGUUGAUUUCAUUUUUUACUUUGGGUCACUUUUAAACCUGGAGUUCUCGAAGCCAGAGAUCUAAGCUCAUUUUAGACUGUCUUUAAAUUUAAUGAAAAGUAUUUUAAUUUUAUUUUUCUACGUUUUAACUUUUAAAAAAAAGAAUUCUGUGUUUUCUUUCCAGCUAAUUGUAAAUACAGUUGUUGACAUGUAUGUUGCUGUCUGUUAUAUUUGUGAUUGACAUGUAUAAAUUAUGUAAAUAUUAUUAGAACUGCCAAAAUGUGUAGUCAGUUUCUUGUAUCUGUAGAACAGAACCGACUAUUAUUAUGGUUGAACUUGUUGUUACAAUUACUAGGACUCUUAAUUUAUUACUGACUUCUAAGAUACACAUAAUUUAUGGAAAUGAUUGGGCUGAAGACAGCCAUACACCACACAGUGUGCUAUGAGGGACAUCUUGCCUGGUCAGCUCUUAUUUCGAAUUCCAACUGUCAAGGAUUCUUUUAUGUGCAUGCCAAUACUUACAUGGGAUCUUGGUUUUGCGUCCAUCCACACGACUAGAUGCUGUUCUUUGCUAGGCCCUUUGUCCAGCAUCACUGACAAAGGGAAACCAUGUAGGAAAAUCUGGUCGACUUACUCAAUGAGCCACCAUGGCUCCCCUUAAUAAAAGGAUUUUAAAUUGAAUACAUAUAUCUGCUUUGUUAAUAUUUUGAUACGAUUAUGUGAAUAUGUAUAUUUAAACAUUGAGCAUAUUCAUCAACAAGCUUAAAGAUGGCCUGACUACUUUCUACUGCUUUUUUUUGUGAUGUUCAUUAAAACCAUUCUCUAAAUAAACAAGUUCAUGUACAUGGAAUUACCACUUGAUUAUUUGCUACUGUUUUUAUUAUUGUAUAUUUGUAAAUAUUAAUGAAUUUUAAUAAAUGUAAUAAAUGUAA